CGCGUUAGGUACCGGUAGAAGCUCGGCUGUUCGUCCACCGCUUCCUAGACGCACAAGCUCGGAACGAGGGUGUCGCAACCUUAGUGGGUACCAUUGUUUUUCGUUGUUUCUGGCAAAUUGCCCAGGUAGUCGGAAUUGUUUUGAACCGCACAAGAACAAUCGGUAAAUGAUGUAAAUGUUGCAACCGUCUUAAUGUGGACACAGUAUGGACGUAGUCCAUUGGAUCUCUUAACAGCUUAAUAGUUUUUGUCAUUGUCGAAUACAUUUUUUUGAAAAUUAUUCGAACUCGACAAUGGCAUAAACUUGAUUUGAUUAGGAAUCAGUGUAUCUCGCAACAAAACGAUGAAAACUCGCAAGUUUUGAGUGAAAGCGAAUGGUGAAAUGUUCGAUAGUUGUCAGACAAUCACCAGUGGGCCCAAGUGUACGGAAGUGGCCGAAAAAAUAGUUCAAUUAUUCGGGUGGAGGACGCAAAGUUACAAUGUGGAGAAGCUGCAGAGGAACGUCCCGGGAAGAUCCACCACGAGGAUUUCCAUCACACGAACUAAGUCCAAGUCGGAUAAUUCCCAGUGGGAAAGGGAAGGGAAAAAGACUCCAGAAGCUUGGGUGUCGGUGCACAAUCUCCAAUCGCAGGGCGGCGGCAUUUUGGAUCCAGAUGACCGACUCAGCGACGUAGCUGACGACCGAGAACAGAUAUUGGCUAGUUUUGAGGAUGGAGAUGGUUCUCAUAUUCACCAUGGGGGCGGAGAUGGAGCAAGCGGUAGUUCAGUAGGGACUGGCAGUCCAGAUAUUUUUCAUGAUGGUGAGCAUAAAUACGGGCCUGUAUACAGCAGGACGGACAUCGAAGUAACUGGUGAGCAAAUCGCUUCGGGUGUUCCCAGCCUGCAAGUGAGACGAGGCAGUGAACCGACGCUUAAUCAGCUUCCUGCAGGCCCUCCUGCUCCAUCUGAUAACACUAAGCGAUGGAGCGCUGCGCCCCUUAUUUUAGAGCCACCCAGCUCAGGGUAUGGGAGCCCCGAUUGGUUAGACGAUUGCAAAGAGGAAGACACCACCGGAUUCAAAAGAAUUGCUCGGGACGGAAUCAACCGGCUAUCCAUGCAGUUCUUAGGCGACGGGCCCGGGUAUCGUUGGGCGGAAGCAGCCGAAAAACUGGCGAGCUCCAAAUCGCAAACCAGCAAAUCGUUGCCUCGAGAAGCCAGACGAAGAGAACCACUAGGACAAGCCAAUAGUAGCCCGACGCCAUGGCCUACAGAUAAAACGGAUUUUAUUGUGAUACGGAAUCAACCUGGACCUUUGGGUAUUCACGUGGUGCCCGACUACGAUGGUUCCGGGAAAGACAGAGGACUGCUGGUGCAAGGAAUUGAACCGGGCGGUAGAAUAGAUAGGGAUGGAAGACUGGCUAUUUACGAUAGAAUUGUAGAAAUUAACGGGCAGAAUUUGAUAAACAUUCCUUUUCAACGGGUCCAGGAAAUAUUUAAAUUGUCGCUGAUAUCUCCAGAAUUAAGACUGAAAGUAGUUAAGGCUUCCGGAUUGGAGAGCUUACGCAAACCUCCCACUCCCAUCUACCCGAGUUUUCGAGCAGAUAAGGAAAACAACGGUAUGGUGGAAUGUGAACAAAAACAGAGUACAAAUACAAAAAUUGCAACAGUGUCUCCUACCAAAAAAGUGCCGGCGAUAUCCAAGAACCUGAAAGGUCUCCUGACGGCCAACACCAGGAAAAUCGGCAAAAAAAUCGAGAUCGAGCUUGUAAAAGGCCCAAGGGGUUUGGGCUUCAGCAUAACUACCCGGGACAAUCCUGCUGGCGGAAACUGUCCUAUUUACAUAAAAAAUAUCAUUCCUGAGGGUGCAGCAGUUGAAGACGGCAGACUGAAAAUCGGGGACCGAUUGCUUCAAGUCAAUGAAGAAGAAAUGACUGGGAAAAGCCAGUCGGAAGCUGUGGCAAUCCUGAGAAAGGUAGUGCCAGGCAGCAAAGUGAAAAUUAUAGUAUCCAGACAGGAGGACGUGCCCGUAACCGGAACAACUAGCAAUGGAUUGCCUCGAGUUCUUGGCAUCGAAGAAACCGAUGAAAGAGAAGACCCGAUAACCGCAGAACUGUUCAGUAGCGAGAGUAAUCGGGAUAUUCCACCUAAUAUACCUCCUUUACCUCAGAGCCAUCUGCUCCAUAGCAGGUCGCCGCUCGAAAAACCGAUCGGAUCUGUGGCUAAAAUUGUCUCGCAAUUUCAAGAGGCUGCCACCCUGAGCAAUCCUCUGGAGAAAAGCGACAGUGCCAUGGUUUUCCCCUGGAAACAUCGCGAGAUGUUAACUUUGAACAUUCCCGUGCACGACUCUGAAAAAGCUGGACUUGGAAUCAGUGUGAAAGGAAAAACUAGUGAAUCAGGUGAUUUGGGUAUCUUCAUAAAAAGCGUAAUCAAUGGGGGCGCCGCGUCAAGAGACAAGAGACUGAGAACGAACGAUCAGCUACUGAACGUCAAUGGAAAGUCGCUGCUUCAGCAAUCGAACAGCGACGCAAUGGAAACGCUGCGCAAAGCCAUGUUGCAUACUGAGGGUCCAGUGCCUGGAAACAUCACGCUGAUCAUCGCCAGACGUGCUUCGUCUCCCGGCUCUUCAAGGAAUCGCUCCAAUGAGAGCUUGCUCAAUGUUUCUCAAACAUCUCCGGAUUUGUACAACUCCCAAGACACAGCGAGCGAUCCAUCCGGCGAAAAUUCCAACUCAAACGCUUCCAACGGGUCGACUAAUACCGUCAUCUACAACCCGCACCAGAAUGGCAUGAUUCCCAACCAGUUGAGUCCCAUGCAUACCUGGAACCCAGUGCUAGAGCGGCUAACUGGUAAGCAACAGCUACGCAACGAGAGCUACUAUAAAGCUACACACGAUACCUGGAGUAACAGUAUGUUAGCGAAUAGUAGCGCUUUGGGGAGUCUGGGCGGCACCACUGUGGUCAACUUGAGCACGGCUGAACCGAUCUUGAUAGAGGACGAGUACGGGUCUAGAGUGGUUCCUAUUCAAAAUCAGCAACAAAUCAAUGUGCAUAUGAUGAACAAGCCGAGCCACAUAAAUCACAAUCGAGAAGAACACGAGCCGGAUGGCAAGGCGGGUGAUAAGAGCGCUGAAUCAGCUUCCCAAACAACUAUUCAUGGCACUGAUGCAACGUAUUCCAGCCAGCUGAGUCUGGAAAACCCGCAAGGGUUUUCUAGGGAUGCGUUUGGACGGCAAAGCAUGUCCGAGAAGCGACACGCCACAUUGGAUGCCAAAAGUACGGAUACUUACCAACGCACCAAGAAAAUGCGCGAGGACAGAAUCAAAAAAGAAUCUAAUAUAGUGCGAGUCGGCUCAGUGGAAUCAGUCAUAAGCGUGAAUCGAUCAUCAGAACAUCCUGAGUAUGCUGAUAAGCUGGCCGAACUUGGACCGUCGCUUGGCAUGAAGAAAUCGUCCAGUUUGGAGUCGCUGCAAACCAUGGUCCAAGAGAUUCAGAUGCAAGAAGAAGGGGACCCCGCAUACAGUUACAGAGGCCCAUCGGGGGCCCUGAAAGUUAUCAGAGGCAGAGGCAGCGAGGAGACAUUUAGGGCUGCAGUAGUUGAUCCGAAUCAUCGCAACGAAAUGGGUGCGAAAAAACAUUGGCUUUUGGAUGGCCCGGUGGAAGAACGCGAGAUCGAUGGAUUUACGAACGUUAGAGGCGGGCCGAGGCAGUCCUCACUCAAUGCCGCGUUGGACACAAAAAAUAAGCCCUGCAAAAAGAAGCCGGGCAUUUUUAAAGGGAUCGGCUCCAUGUUUAGGUUUGGAAAGCAUCGCAAAGUGGAGCUGGUUGAACCUGUGCAGCAGUACCACCAAAAAACAAGCGAGUUCGAGAGCGCUCUGAAUGUAUCACAGUAUUCACAAAAUUCCGACCAUCAGCAGCAAAGUGAAGACAAUCAAAGCCAUCAUUCCCAUAGUUCUCAUAAUACGGACUGCAGUCAACAUAAACAACAUGCGGACCGAUCACAAGAACUGACUCCAACUCCAACUCCGGCCGUUCAGCCACAUGUUACUCUUAAUACUCAGCAACACCAGCAACGAGAACAGCAGAUCCAAAGGGAACCCAUUUAUCAGCGACAUGGGUUCGUUCAUAGACACGCUGAGCAGGUUCAGGUGAUUCCCGAAAAUGCAGUGGCUCCUCCAGUCAAGUACCGACAAAAUGUGAACGCCAAUAGAGAGAAUGCGAGACAAAGACUGGCUCAUAGACACACUUACUAUCAGUCGGACGAGCGGGAGAACAUUUACGAUCGCCAACUGCUGCAGCAAAGUCGAGAGCCGCAAUAUGGCGAAUUUGGACGUCCUGGGAGUAGAUCCGGAAUAACCGAAGCGCCGCCAGUGCCUUUCACUCACUACGUGAACUACAACGAAUUGCAAACGCAUAUCAGCCGGAAAGAGUCGUUGUCUGACAGUCAAAUAGUGCAGAUGCGUCUGCAGGUGCAACAGCAAAGGUUAAAGGUGGAGGAAGAGAGCCGGAAACAGCACCAGUACCACUCCCAGCGGCAACCCCGACCGGAAAGCCAGCUACGACCAAUUUCCAACUAUUACGAGUACGAGAGUGUCCAAUCGGUGCUAAACAAUCGACAAGCGCGUCCCACAAACGCCCACUAUCCACAGCAGGAUAUCAACGCCAACUCCGUGCAAAGUAGGCAGAACCUGGCGGUGCAUAGUAGGCCGGGACAACCGAGAGGAGGAAACGCAAUAGCGAGACAGGCUGGACAACAUCGCGGUCCUUUUGUUACCCAGGUAACUAUAGGUGAACAUCAGAAGAACGGGACGAAAGUGUGAAAUAUUAGCUUUAGCAUCAUUGUACAGUAUUGAUACUCUUAUACAGAAUGUGCCAAUCGUGAGAAUGAGCCACUUUGCUAAGUGAUUUUUUUUAGUUUUGAUAUUUUAUUUGAAUGCAUAUAUUAUGGUAAAUUGCGCCCUUAUUAUCAAGCGAUCAAAUGUAGGUUUCAAUACCAAAUUCUGUUUCUUUUGUUUUACUACACAGGGUAAAUAGAUCUUGAUCUAGAAAUCAAUUCGGCAAAAGAAACAGUAAGUUUUACUUUACGCGCAUUUAUUAUUUUUAUAUUUUCCUGCGAUAAUUUUAUUGAUAAAUGUUGGUAAACGUAAUUUGGCACAUUGUGUGAUUUUUCAAUUUGAUGAAAAUGAUUGUGCAGCAGAUAACUUUAUUGUAUUUAUAGUCGGUCUUUAUUAUUAAUUGUACAGUAGCCGCAAUCAAGCAAUCGUGCCUUCUGAGAAAACGUACGCUCUUAAUGUGUCUUCCAAAUUAUUUGUCAUAGUAAUAAUUGUUAUUUCCAAACUGUCCACUGCCGAUGUGAUUUUUUUUGUAAACCCUUAGUUUCGAAUUGAAUGCCGAUGUGAUUUUUUUUGUAAACCCUUAGUUUCGAAUUGAAUGCCGUUGCUCUAUAAGCGAUUAAUAAGGAAGAAUUGUUUUAUACAUGGGUUAUUCCAUUGUUUUUGUCACUAUUGAACACUGAAGUCUUUCUGUCUAUAGAUGGCCUUGGAAAUAACGGGAUAGUUUGGUGGCAAAUGAAGUCUUGAGUAAAAUAGUUACCGUCCAUUUUACACGAUUAUUUAAAUAUAUUUGAGAAAAUAUGUUUAUAAUUAUUGGUCUAAAAAUAAUUUGUUUCCACGGCCAGCUACACAUUUAUUACACAAAUUGCUGUAUUAUUAUUGUUUUUUAUUGUAAUCGUUUAAGCGAAUGUCAUGAGAACGACUAGGUAGUAUUUUUUUUACUACCAUCACAUUGUAAACCCAUGAGCGCGACGCUCCAAACUGAUCGUGCAAUUCAUUGCUCUGUUCUAGUAGUACGGAACUACUGGAACGUCAUAGAAACUUGAAGAAUAAACACAUUUUAGUACU
Dendroctonus ponderosae (mountain pine beetle) is the source of this 5874-nucleotide messenger RNA. RefSeq names its product partitioning defective 3 homolog. Lineage: Eukaryota; Metazoa; Arthropoda; Insecta; Coleoptera; Curculionidae. Gene Ontology annotation, biological process: establishment or maintenance of epithelial cell apical/basal polarity; intracellular protein localization; microtubule cytoskeleton organization. The record is from RefSeq and is a predicted model, not a curated record. Gene Ontology annotation, molecular function: protein binding; phosphatidylinositol binding. The transcript is spliced from 26 exons. Gene Ontology annotation, cellular component: apical junction complex; cell cortex; apical plasma membrane. Bases 382 to 4794 code for a protein of 1470 amino acids.